AUGCCCAUCAAGAGGCUCUGGGGCAUCCUCUUGCCUAUGCAUGCAUCAGCUAAAGUCACCAUCAAGGGGAAGACACUAGGAACACCCGACUUUCUUCUCGAGAUCCAGGGACUGGGGCAGGAUGAAGAAUUUUGGAUUAUGAAGAUCAGUUGUUCGCAGACUCAGGCUGAUGUGUUGACAAGAUUGCAGUGUUAUGGGAACAAUGCCCCACAUCAAACCGAAGUUUUCAUCGGAGAUAGCAUUGAAGAUGAAAAGAUGACAAUUAACUCAUUGGCAACACAUCCAUGGGUACACCCCUUGAUCAUCAUGAUCAAAACUUGGAUCCAUAAACCGAACAGAGAAUUCUCCCUCAAUGUAACUGCACACAGCAACAGUCCAUAUUACACAUGUGCAACAAUUUGUCCAUUGGCGGAUAGUGCUUCCAUCCCUAUUACUCAUCUCAAUUCAGUUCUGGGGGACUGGAAGUACGAGGACGCAGAUCUCGAUGUCAUGCAUAACUGGACCCCUUCGGGUCCCAUCCUCGACUGGGAAUUGAUUCUGGAGUCCAUUUAUAAGGCCAUGCUGAGGGACGGGUAUGAAUGGUACUGUCAAUGGCAUAAUGGUCUCAAGCGCCGUGCAGACGAGCUUCUCGAGCCCGAGAUACAGGGUGGGUCUCAUACGAGGCCCAGGAGAGAUUGA
Molecule: messenger RNA, 678 nt
Organism: Suillus fuscotomentosus
Lineage: Eukaryota; Fungi; Basidiomycota; Agaricomycetes; Boletales; Suillaceae
Exons: 6
Coding region: 1-678 (225 amino acids)
Source: RefSeq, a predicted model, not a curated record